AUGGGUAAGGGACUACCUUCCACCUUUGUGCAGUGGGAUGACCUGGCUUUGAAGCCACAAUGGCACUAUGGGAAGAAGCAAGGGCCUGGAGACCCAAGCUUGGGACUUGUCCACACUGACCUGAGUGACCUGGGCAAGCUUUGGGACUUUCCUUCCUUUAGGAGAGUGAGUCGAGCUGCAACCCCUUCAGCAGUUACCUGCCAACUGAGCAACUGGUCAGAGUGGACCAGUUGCUUCCCAUGCCAGGACAAAAAGUACCGGCACCGGAGCCUGUUGCAGCCUAGCAAGUUUGGGGGAAACAUCUGCAGUGGUGAUGUCUGGGAUCAGGCCAGCUGUUCCAGCUCCACUCCUUGUCAAAGAAAAGCACAGUGUGGACAGGAUUUCCAGUGUAAGGAGACACGUCGCUGCCUGAAACGUCACCUUGUGUGUAAUGGAGACAGGGACUGCCUUGAUGGCUCUGAUGAGGAAGACUGUGAAGACAUCAGGGUCUCUGAAGAAGACUGCAGCCAGUAUGAACCAAUUCCAGGGUCAGAGAAGGCGGCCUUGGGGUACAAUAUCCUAACCCAGACAGAAACUCAGAGUGUGUAUGAUGCCAGGUAUUAUGGGGGCCAGUGUGAAACCAUAUACAAUGGGGAAUGGAGGGAGCUCCGAUAUGAUCCUGCCUGUGAACGUCUGUACUAUGGAGAUGAUGAAAAGUACUUUCGGAAACCCUACAACUUCCUGAAGUACCAUUUUGAACCCCUGGCAGAUACUGGAAUCUCCUCUGAGUUGUAUGACAAUGCAAAUGACCUUCUUUCUAAAGUAAAAAAUGACAAGUUUGAGUCAAAUGGCAUAACCAUUGGCAUAGGUCCAGCAGGCAGUUCUAUUACAGCAAGUAUGGGUGUAUCCUGGUCAAAAGAAUCUUCAUUCUUUAAUAAGUUAAGCAAGUAUAAUGAGAAGAGAUAUGGCUUCAUGAGAAUUUUCACAAAGGUGCAGACUGCCCAUUUUAAGAUGAGAAGGCACAAUAUUGUGCUGGAUGAAGGAAUGUUGCAGUCAUUAAUGGAGCUUCCAGAUCAGUACAAUUAUGGCAUGUACGCCAAGUUUAUCAAUGACUAUGGCACUCAUUACAUCACCUCUGGAUCUAUGGGUGGCACUUAUGAAUACAUCCUGGUGAUUGACAAAGAAAAAAUGGAAUCACUUGGUAUUACCGACAAAUAUAUCAAGACAUGCAUUGGAGGUGCUAUUGGCUUUGAACGUGAUGACACGAUAGGAUUUGAAGGAAGUUUAUCAGGAGGACAUUGUGAAAAAUUUGGAUUUGGCAAUGCUGAGAAAGACAAGAAGUCCAUGGCUGUGGAAGACAUCAUUUCUAGAGUGCGAGGUGGCAGCUCUGGCUGGGGCGGUGGUUUGACACAAAACAGCAGCACUAUUACAUACCGUUACUGGGGGAGAUCAUUAAAGUAUAAUCCUGUUGUUAUCGAUUUUGAGGUACAGCCCAUCCAUGAGAUGCUGCUGCACACCAACCUGGGGCCUCUGGAGACCAAACGCCAGAACCUGCACAGGGCCUUGGACCAGUACCUGAUGGAAUUCAAUGCCUGUCGUUGUGGACCAUGCUUAAACAAUGGAGAGCCCAUCCUUGAGGGCACCAGCUGCCGAUGUCAGUGUAGGUUGGGUCACCAAGGCCCUGCCUGUGAGCAGAUUCAACUGGAGGGUGCCAAAGCAGAUGGUCGCUGGAGCUGCUGGAGCUCCUGGUCUGCAUGCAGAGGGGGAACCCAGGAGAGGAAGAGAGAGUGCAACAACCCUGCCCCCCAGAAUGGAGGCGCACCAUGCCCAGGGCAGAAGGUGCAGACCCAGGCCUGCUGA
Castor canadensis (American beaver) is the source of this 1839-nucleotide messenger RNA. NCBI's taxonomy places the organism in Eukaryota, Metazoa, Chordata, Mammalia, Rodentia, Castoridae. The record is from RefSeq and is a predicted model, not a curated record.